CCUACUUUCUCCGCUCUCAGCCACUCGGUCCUGUUUACAAGUCACUGCCAGCGGAGGAUGUGGAGUACAGUGCCUGGAAAAUAGACGGACACAGCCCGCAAUUACCAAACACCACGAAUGGGAUUUUUUGCUCGUGUGUUUGUUGAUAAAUUAGGACUGCCAAAGCCACAGACAGCUCAACCGGCGAUUAAUAACAGUACGUUAUUAACUUAGGCGUUGUUAUGCAAUUUAACGCUUUCGGUGCUCGCGCCUGGUCACUGGUGGUUGCGCUCAGCUGCUAUGCUGUAGUUUCAAAAUGACCGGAUUGAUUAAAGUUAGGUGUGGACCUAUCUUUCAGCUGGAGACCCGUUUUCAAGGAUUUGGUGUUUCUUUGGUGGACUCGAGGAGGCGGCGGGCAAGUGGUCCGUGAUAGGUUUUUCCAAAAGGGUGUUCAGACGAGGUCAGCGCGGAUGGGACUUAUACGAUUUCAGAAAGGGCCUGGUUGGGAAAAGGAGUGAGUAUGGACAACCUUUCUGACUUCGGAGGCACCUGUCCAUCCACCCACAGGGAAUGGGACACCAACAGCUGUGUGGACGAUUUAAUGGAUGAAGAUGAGAAAGACAGGGCAAAAAGGGCAUCUCGUAACAAAUCGGAAAAGAAGAGAAGAGACCAAUUCAAUGUGCUCAUCAAGGAGCUAUGCACCAUGCUGCAGGGCCAAGGCCAUCCACGCAAGAUGGACAAGUCCACCAUACUGCAGAGGACUAUCGACUUCCUGCAGAAACAGAAAGACAUCUCUGCACAGAACAAAACUUGCGAUGUGAGACAGGACUGGAAGCCUUCGUUCCUCAGUAAUGAGGAGUUCACUCAGCUGAUGCUGGAGGCCCUCGAUGGUUUUUUGAUAGCAUUAACUACAGAUGGCAACAUCAUAUAUGUAUCUGACAGUGUGUCGUCACUCAUUGGCCAUUUACCGUCAGAUAUGGUGGACCAAAAUAUCUUGAAUUUCCUCCCGGAGCGGGAACACGGGGAGGUGUAUAAGCUGCUAUCAUCCCACAUGCUGAUGACUGACCCCAUUGCUGCUGACUUCCUUGACAGUGAGGCACAUAUUGAAUUUUGCUGUCAUCUAGCCAGAGGUAACAUUGACCCAAAGGAGCCGCUUGUGUACGAAUAUGUCAAGUUUGUUGGAGAUUUUAAGUUCCACAACAAUGUGCCUACAUCUUGUAACGGGCUCGAUUUGACGUUACCAAGAAGCCUGCAGACAUCGCUGGAGGAGCAGGUCUGCCUCAUUGCUACUGUACGAUUAGUCACUCCGCAAUUUCUAAAGGAUUUGUGUAAUGUGGAAGAUCCUUGUGAUGAAUUUACAUCCAGACACAGCCUUGAAUGGAAGUUCCUGUUUUUAGAUCACAGAGCUUCGCCAAUCAUAGGCUAUUUACCCUUUGAGGUUCUUGGGACUUCUGGCUAUGAUUACUAUCAUGUGGAUGACUUGGAGCUUAUAGCUCAGUGUCAUAAGCAGCUAAUGCAGUUUGGAAAAGGUAAGUCCUGCUACUAUCGCUUCCUGACCAAAGGACAGCAGUGGAUUUGGUUGCAGACUCACUACUACAUCACUUACCACCAGUGGAACUCCAAACCUGAGUUCAUCGUCUGUACUCACACUGUCGUCAGUUAUGCUGAAGUGAGAGCUGAAAGGAGGCGAGCGUUUGGCUUUGAAGAGCUGUCUCCACCUGAAAUUGCUCCCUCUUCUGUGAAGGCUCAGGAGCUGUACUUGGACAUCUGCUCCACACUGAACCCUCCACGAGACCGAAACAGUAGUGCACGUUCGGUCUCCUCCCACAGCUCCCGGAAGUCCUCCCACACAGCCAUGUCGGACUCUGCAUCAGCUAACUCCUACACAGAGGCCUGCACGCCAUCAUGGCAGUCUGCUUCCAUGGGGACAGAGAAGACAUCCUCCAGACUCCAACCUAAUAGUUCAAAGAAUUUGGCACAAAGACAAAAUUCCUUUGACCAGGUUCCCCAAAUGAGUCUCCCCCUCUCUCCUACCUGCAGCAAGCACUCUGCAAUGCAACAGCAAACGCAGCAGCAGCAACAGCAGCAGCAGCAGCAGCAGCAGCAGCAGCAGCAGCAGCAGCAGCAGCAGCAGCAGCAGCAGCCGCCCAUAUAUCCACCGCAGCAGCCUCAGGUCUGUGUAAUGAACCAGCUGAAGGAGCAUCUGGAGGAGAGGACGCGCAUUCUGCAAGCUGACAUUAAGACGCAGGAGCAGGAGCUGCACGACAUUAAGGAGAAGCUUCACCUUGCUAAUCUCCAGAUGUUGUUACAGCCGCCUAUCCACAAUGACUUUGGCCAGGCGCAGCAGCAGCAGCAGCAGCAGCAGCAGCAGCAGCAGGGCUCGGGCAGGCCGGCACAGCAGAGCCAGUCAGGGGUGAUCAGGCAGCUCUCAGGCCUCCCUAAACCAGCGUCCUGCGGGGCCCACAGUUCAUCCGCUCACUCACUCCUGAGAGAGAACAGCUCACCCUCAACGCAGGUCCAGCAGAGGAUUGCACGGAGCGGGCAGGCACAGUCGGUAAGCAUGCCCGUACAGACGAACACGAGUGUGACGAUGCCCUUCUACAGCAACCCCAUGAUGUUCUCUCAGACCAACACGAGGUCUCUGCAGGAUGCAAACCAAAGACACACAGACAGCGAGUUCAACCAAGAUGGACAACUACGCAUGCUCCUCAACCAGCCAAUGCAGACGCUCGUUCCCACUAGCAGUGUCACCUCGCAGCCUUCCCAGUGCAACAUGGGCAUCUCCCAAACCAUAUACACAUUGGAGCAGCAGAUCCUCGCCCCUUCAUUCUCCAUGCAGCAGGUCAACUGCAAUGCCGUCCUCGUGCCCUCGCCAUGCUUCACGUCGCCCAUAAUGAUCCCACCCAAUAGUUUCAUCACAAAUCAGUCCCCGUCGUCCUACCAGACGCAGCCUCAGGCUUCUCAGCACUCCCUGCAGCCGCAGCAGUUCUUUCAGAUGGCUCAAGGACUUGUACACGGUGGAUCUACUCCAGCCUUCUUACACACCUCUAAUGUCUCCCAGCAAAGCACUGUGGGAUACAUCCAGCAGCAGCAAACACAGCAACUGCUGCAAGCACAACAGCAACAGGCGCAACAGCAACAAAGGCAAUACCAACAUUCCCAAAACCAGACUGGCAGUGUUUCCGACUUCAGAAAUAUGCUGACUCGGUAGCGCUGUGGACCAUGUUAGAGCACUGAGAUCUCAACUCUGUGUUGUCGCCGUGUUGGCGGCGGCACGUCGUGGCAUAUGGAAGUCAAACCUGACGUCAAGUUCUGUGGAAAGAAAUGCCCGAAAGUGGAGCAUUAGCUUCUCGUGACCUUACUGUUGAUGUUCAUGAGAAGCCAGUCUGUGCAUCACCGGAGUGGAAACCACAAGCAGAGGCUGCACUGACCUGACGUCACCUGCAGGAUCCAAGGAGGGUCUGGGGUGCUGGGCCUUCAUCGCCGGCCCGCGUUACACUCAGAGGUCAAUCAGUGGAACUGCUGGAACAGGUGGAUUAUCAAAGCUCUCAAGAAGACACCACUUUCACAUCCAUGUGGAAGAGUUUCCAUCUAAAUGUCUGUUUGCACUUUCGUACCCCCCCAUACCUAAAUAUAGAAUAUUUAGUUUUGCCCUUGAAUUAUUAUUCUAUUACGCACGACGUACAAUCAUCCCCCCGGUCAGAUUUUUAGCUCCAAUAUAAAUGGUUCAUCUCAUCAAAAGGGAUUUGUGUCGACAUCAAUGGGAAUAAUUCAGUUGCCGUUCCCAUUUCGUCCACAGAACAACGUUUUACUUGCAGGUAUGUUCACUAUAGAGGGGCAGGAAUAUUCUCUGGUUAUUAGAAAGGUCUAUCUAGAUUUUUAAAGCCUCAAUCUGGGAGUGAAGAAGGGAUGCUACAACUGUCCCACCACUUCUCUUCACUGAGAAGAACAACAGUCCUUAAACAAGCUACCCGAGGGGGAACAUUUGUGCCUUUACCCGUGGUUCGCCCACGGUGCAGUUUGAUGGUUGUGUCCGAUUACGGCUUUAAAAAUCCAGCUAGGGUCCAUUUGGAAUACAAAGUUAUAUUUUCAUAGGCCAUCAUUUAUUAUUUUCCGCAUCAGAUUUAAACAAAAGACAUCUAGAUUUUUAAACGGAUAUAUUACAAAUAUAUAUUACAUGCUUUUCAGUAAGUCCAAACUCUUACUGUAAUGCUAAUAGUGAAUAAGAUAACUAUUUACUAAAACCCUUAAAUCACUUCAUUUUUAUUUAUUAAAUAUAUAUUUGAAAGAUAUAUGGUAUUAGAAAACUCGUUUUAUACUACAAAGGUUCUAAUUGUUUUGUGUUCAUUUAGACAUGGACAGGUCAACGCUGGUCUUAAUGUCUCAGCCCACCUGGAUUAAUGGUUUAAUGCAAGAACAGUCCGCUGACGUGUGUGUGGGAAUACAACUAAGUGCUGCAGAAGUUUAAGCUUGGUGAUUAUAUAUGUUGAGAUUCUGCCUGCUACCUGGAUAUUUGUGAACAGUAUAUCACCCUGUUUAUUCUGCAUUUGUUUAGUUUUGUUGUCCUCCUGAGAAUUCACUAAAUGUACGCUCUGAUCGUGACCAAAUGAGCUAAUUUACAAGCUAACAAUACAUCGCCUCCUACGAUGAAUGUGAUCUCAUUAAAAACUAAAAAUACUGCCAGCAGAUUACAUUUUCCCUGCAGAUAUAGAAACCUCCAAUGCAUUAUUGUAUCAUACAGAUGCAGCGAUGACAAAAAGAGUCAGUAUUUCAAGAGGUUACAAUCCUCUUCUUUUCAUACUAUGCUUUUUGUAUGACAAUCUUUUGAGUAUGUCGUAUAUUUUUUAGAUUCUUUGACGUGCAACUUCUAAAAAGCUCUUCAAACUGCACUCUUAUCACACAAUCAUUGUUAAUAUAAAUUUAAGCAGACGAUAAUCUUCAUUUUGCAGCGCUGCGAUAAUGGUGAGAGGACAUUAGUAACGAGAAGCCGGAUUAGCAGUUGAACGUCCAGGAAGAAACCGCACUAAAGAACCCGCAUGCAUCUCUCUUUAGUUAAUGACAAUCAGACAACUCUAACAGUAUACUGUACAGAAACUGCCUGUGCCAGAGUCUGACUUCGUUUGAUUUUAAAAAUCUAUCUUUAAACCUGUUCCUGUAGUUGUUUCCAAUUUCUCAUGACUCAGUGUUUCCUGGAAGUCUCACUGUGGAACUUGUGCUACACUUUAUAAAAGGCAACCCUUCAUGCUCAAUGCGACAGUUUGGUCUCGGCUGUACAAAUCAAGCUAGCUGCGUCAUCAUGGUCCCCGUCAAGACUGGUGCUGCUGUUCACAGUGGACGACAAACAGAGCACUCGACACGUACGUUCAGUGCCGGUUUACACUUUCCUAUGUGCAAUGACAAUUUGAAAAGAAAAGAAGAAUGUUAAUUUAUAGUUUGAAAUGUUUCCCCAACAGAUGUACGAUGUACUGUGUAUAUAUAGAGGUGUAUAAGAAGCCACUCUACCAUGUAAAUUAUAUGGAAGUAUUUUUUUAAUGAAAAUGUCCUAACAUUCCUCCAACCGUUUAUCAGCAGUAUCUUUUUUUAAGGUGUCAGUGGGAAUGUGGUGCAGAGUGGUAGUUAUUCCCCAAACACUAUCGCUGGAGUCACAUGUUCACAGUGAUCAUGAAAAAAGAUGAAAUGAAGAAUCCCAAUGACCAAGCAGCAUUUCAGACACUUUAAGAAUCAGCUGUGUGGUCUUUAAAGGGUUGUUCAGCCAAAAAUGACUAAAGUUAAACCUGAAAAUUCAUUUUGCAUUUUUUUUUUCUUUAAUGGGUUUCAGUUGUUUAGCUUUCAAGAAAAAGUGCAAUUGUACAUCAACGGUUGAGGAAAGUCUUACUUUAUGUAUUUACAUCCACAUUGAGUAACAGUAAAGACUGCCUUUAAAAGUUCAGCUCAGCCAGCAACUCAGAGGUGCCAUAGAUGACUACAUGUUUUACUUUCCUCCAUCUGUCAAAUUCUUUUCAAAUCACUGAAAGAAAUCUAAAGACACUUUUUUGAAAAAUGUUCAACCUUUCAGUUAACUGCAGUGAAAUUUCCCCUCGAGUUUGUUUUCCAUCUAAGCAUUCGCAUGCAGGGAAGAUCUCAGUCCAUGUUUGUCUAAAAAGUCAUCAUACUGUUAUUUACUUUGCUACGGUGGUCGAGGGAAAUUCUGCUCAUUAAUCUCAGCUAUGAGUGAAUUGUGUUGAUAGUUCAUGCAUUGUGCUCCAGAUGUGGGUUAAGCCCUGAAUUAUUUUUGCCUUGGACAAAUCACCGAGUCUCCGCCACAUGUUUGGAUGAUUUUUAUAGGUUUUUUUAAAGUGUGUAUUGCUUCACAGAUGUUAUUGUAAAUAAUCCAUCUCCCUAACAGUAGUUGCCGCACCUUUUUUUCUUUUCUUCAACUUUCAGAGUGCUUUUUCUUCUUCAUGGGGAUUUUCAUUGAGUGUCAUUGUUUUUGAAGGCAUGUGAUUUUUAAAAUCACAUUUAACUUUUCUGAUUUGUAAAAUAGUGACUGACACCUUAAAUGUAAGUGUGGGCAGUGAGAUUAUUGCUUUCUGUGUAAGAUUUGCCAGGAUGUGAACAAAACUGAUCUGGUGCACAGCCAUUUCUGCAGUUUCAGUGCAGAAACAAACAUUGAAUAUAUUGUAUAAAAGAAUGUAAAAAAAAGUUGAAACUAUAAUAUAUAGUAUUUUAUAUGUCUAAUAGAUUACAAACGUAUGUUACAUGAUUAAAAAAUUAAAGUAAUUUUGUAACAGAUAAUGAAGUGUCUUAUUAGAAGUGAGGCUUGUUUUAUUUUUGCAUUUCAAGUUUGUGUUGCAGUUUGUUUUCUUUCUGUAUUUACCAUCAAAAUAAGCUUUAAAAAUAUCAUUAAUAUUGUUUUAAAAGUAAUUAACAAAUUA
This is a messenger RNA of Cottoperca gobio, 6893 nucleotides long. RefSeq names its product neuronal PAS domain protein 2 (gene npas2). The transcript is spliced from 22 exons. The record is from RefSeq and is a predicted model, not a curated record. Gene Ontology annotation, biological process: circadian regulation of gene expression; regulation of transcription by RNA polymerase II. Gene Ontology annotation, molecular function: protein dimerization activity; DNA-binding transcription factor activity, RNA polymerase II-specific; RNA polymerase II cis-regulatory region sequence-specific DNA binding. NCBI's taxonomy places the organism in Eukaryota, Metazoa, Chordata, Actinopteri, Perciformes, Bovichtidae. The coding region runs from base 500 to 3190 and encodes 896 amino acids. Gene Ontology annotation, cellular component: cytoplasm; nucleus; CLOCK-BMAL transcription complex.